Molecule: messenger RNA, 360 nt
Organism: Zingiber officinale
Lineage: Eukaryota; Viridiplantae; Streptophyta; Magnoliopsida; Zingiberales; Zingiberaceae
Exons: 2
Coding region: 1-360 (119 amino acids)
Source: RefSeq, a predicted model, not a curated record
AUGGCCAAACCUACUCCCUGCGAAGACUGGGAACCCUCCUUCAUCAAGAAAGUGGAAGCCAAUGUCAGAUCUACCUGCACCCUCCAGUGUGGACUGACCAAAGAGGAGCUCAAGAGAGUCAGUCCAUUCUCAUCAGCAAAGGAGCUUUGGGAAAAGCUGAUUGAACUUCACAAGGGAACCUCCGACACGAAGGUGAGUAAACGUGAUUUACUACUUAAUAAAUUAUACAAUCUGAGAAUGCAAGAAAAUGAGACGGCAACCCAGCUUCACGCGCGCAUUCAGGACCUCCUAAACGGCCUUCACGCAAUCGGCCAAAGAAUAGAGAACCGCGACAUAAUAAGGUACCAGCAGAAUGCGUGA